GCCUAUUCAGCUUCCUAUUAUUCUCCGCAAGGACAGGUUGCUCAUAGUGCCCCACCCCAAGUACCCGAUGCGCCGAAUAACAUGCAGCGAACAGUGGUAGGAUAUGAGCUACUAGCACGAGAACUAUCCAGCCCAGACUCUCCCGUGCAGCCACUCUACCGAAGAUUUGAAUACCUUCACCACAGAAUCCUGCUACACAUGCAAGACGAGCUUCAAGAGAUGGAAGAACAACUUCGCAGGGUCGACGAGAUCAUUGCGACUAUGGAACCGCCUCCGGAAGAGGGCCAACCACCCACACCAUCUUCACGAAGAGGCGAUAAGAACUUUGGCACUCCCUGGCAUCACCAGCGAACAGAACUGCUUGGCCGCAUCUUUCUCAAAACCAAAGAUUAUAAUGCUGCCAUCGCCAGUUUCGCCAGCAUGACCAAACACUCUGCCACUGCGGAGCAAAACCACAUCGAACACUAUCGAGACUGGCUCACGCAAAAAUCCCCCAUCCAUGAACUCGAAACCCGGUUUCUAGCGACUGAAAACGAGAAGGAUUUAAUCUCGCCCAUACUCGACUCUGCCCCUCCACUUCCUCAACCUAUCCAACAACAACAGCAACCACUUUCCACCCCCGUCCUCCAACCCAUCCGGAAACAUCCACCACCACCUCAUCCUACUCCCCCACCUCCCCAAAACCUCGCAGCAAUCCUAUCCCUCUCCUUCCUCCCCAUUCUCCUCUUCAGCAUGAUCCCCACCUUUGCAGGUCGCUUCUUCGUGACUCUGCUCAUUAUCACGGGAACAGGAUUCGUUGCUGCGAAGACGAGGUUUGGGGAUGUCAUGCCGCUGGGUGAGUGGGUGGUGUGUGCUGCUGUGUAUGUGCUUGUUAGUAUGGGGAUUGCCGGGUGUGUGCCGGUUUAU
This is a messenger RNA of Sphaerulina musiva SO2202, 906 nucleotides long. RefSeq lists its product as uncharacterized. The transcript has a single exon. NCBI's taxonomy places the organism in Eukaryota, Fungi, Ascomycota, Dothideomycetes, Mycosphaerellales, Mycosphaerellaceae. The annotation marks the transcript as partial. The record is from RefSeq and is a predicted model, not a curated record.